Molecule: messenger RNA, 603 nt
Organism: Mesorhabditis spiculigera
Lineage: Eukaryota; Metazoa; Nematoda; Chromadorea; Rhabditida; Rhabditidae
Source: the annotation of a GenBank genome assembly
AUGGACAUCAAAUGCCUCCUCGACAAAUGCGCCGAAACUGUUGCCUCGAUGGUCAAGGGCAAGACGGUGGAGGAAAUUCGCGAUGUUUGGAUGCUGGAGAACGACUUCACCCCGGAGGAAGAGGCCGCUAUGAGAAACGAAAACCCGUGGGAGGUGAUCCUCCGCGAGAUGGGCGAGCUCAACGAUGGUGUCGUCAUCCAGCAGCCGAAUAAUGCUCAGGAUGGUGCAGCUGCCGCUCCCGCGGCUGCUGCUCCAGAUGCCGCUGCUCCAGCUGCCGCUGCUCCAGCUGCCGCUGCUCCAGCUGCCGCUGGUCCAACUCCAGCCGCUGCUGCUCACGCCGUUCGGGCUCCAGCUCCUGCUGCUAAUGAUCAAUCCCAAGCUGCUGCUGGUGGUGCCGCUCCUGCUCCAGCAGCCGAUCAACCCGGACCCUCAGCCGACGCGAUGGAGCAGGGCGGUGAAGCUUCCGAUCAGCCUGGAACCUCGGCCGCGGUUGCGGAAACCAAGGAAGAGACUGAGGCCAAGGAUCAGGCUGCAGCUGAUGCUCAACCUGACGCUCAACCCAAGGCUGAUUCAGAUGAGCCUGAGCCCUCCAAUUCUGAAGCU